Molecule: messenger RNA, 3320 nt
Organism: Alosa alosa (allis shad)
Lineage: Eukaryota; Metazoa; Chordata; Actinopteri; Clupeiformes; Clupeidae
Gene: atp2a3
Product: ATPase sarcoplasmic/endoplasmic reticulum Ca2+ transporting 3
Biological process (GO): intracellular calcium ion homeostasis; calcium ion transmembrane transport
Cellular component (GO): membrane
Molecular function (GO): P-type calcium transporter activity; ATP hydrolysis activity; ATP binding
Source: RefSeq, a predicted model, not a curated record
AGCUGCUUUGCAACUCGGACUCGGGAGGUACGGCUGAACUCUUCGGCUUGCAGAAGGGGCAGGUGGUAGGCUUGUCAUCACCAACCCACCUCCACUUGGCGGUCAGAGCGCACCUCGUUAGAAAUAUAUUGUGUUACAUAUCUAAAAAAUAUACUCAGCUUUGGCGCGUUUUAUUUAUAUUAUUACAUGUAUUUGAAGUCAGUGUUGUAGACAGCGCUCUAAGAUGGAAAACGCCCACACUAAAACAGCAUCUGAAGUUUUAGAAAACUUCGGUGUGAACGAAAACACUGGACUGACUCUCGAACAAGUGAAAAUAAAUUUUGAAAAAUAUGGACCAAAUGAACUGCCAGCGGAAGAAGGCAAGUCUUUGUGGGAGCUGGUGGUUGAGCAGUUUGAGGACCUCCUGGUGAGGAUCCUCCUGCUUGCGGCCUGCGUGUCCUUCGUGCUGGCCCUUUUCGAGGAGGGAGACGAGGGCACCACUGCAUUCGUGGAGCCUAUUGUCAUUUUGCUGAUUCUGGUGGCUAAUGCGGUCAUUGGCGUCUGGCAGGAGCGGAAUGCCGAGAAUGCCAUUGAAGCUCUAAAGGAGUAUGAGCCGGAGAUGGGCAAAGUGUUCCGCAUGAACAGGAAGGCCGUCCAGAGGAUCAAGGCCCGCGACAUCGUCCCCGGGGAUGUGGUGGAGGUGGCAGUUGGGGACAAGGUGCCAGCAGACAUCAGGAUCACCUCCAUCAAGUCCACCACGCUGAGAGUGGACCAGUCCAUCCUCACAGGGGAGUCGGUGUCUGUGAUCAAGCAUACUGACCCUGUGCCUGACCCCCGAGCUGUCAAUCAGGACAAGAAGAACAUGCUGUUUUCGGGGACAAACAUUGCGUCAGGUCGUGCCAUUGGUGUGGUCGUCUCCACCGGCGUUGCCACGGAGAUCGGCAAGAUCCGCAACCAGAUGGCAGCCACCGAGCAGGAGAAGACGCCCCUGCAGCAGAAGCUGGACGAGUUCGGCCAGCAGCUCUCCAAAGUCAUCUCGCUCAUCUGCGUGGCCGUGUGGGUCAUCAACAUCGGCCACUUCGCCGACCCUGUGCACGGCGGCUCCUGGGUGCGCGGCGCCAUCUACUACUUCAAGAUCGCCGUGGCAUUGGCUGUGGCUGCCAUCCCCGAGGGCCUGCCGGCGGUCAUCACCACCUGCCUGGCGCUGGGCACACGUCGCAUGGCUAAGAAGAACGCCAUUGUGCGCUCGCUGCCCUCCGUGGAGACUCUGGGCUGCACCUCCGUCAUCUGCUCCGACAAGACCGGCACUCUGACCACCAACCAGAUGUCCGUCUGCAGGAUGUUUGUUGUAGAAAAGGUGGAAGGCUCCAGCUGUUCCCUCCAUGAGUUCUCCAUCAGUGGUUCCACAUACGCUCCCGAAGGACAAGUGCUGAAGGGGGAUAAGGCAGUGCAAUGUGGUGACUAUGACGGGCUGCUGGAGCUUGCUACAAUCUGCUCCAUGUGCAAUGACUCCUCACUGGACUACAACGAGGCCAAAGGUGUGUACGAGAAGGUGGGCGAGGCCACGGAGACUGCCCUGACUACCUUGGUGGAGAAGAUGAACGUCUUCAAAACGAACCUGUCCGGACUCAGCAAGGUGGAGCGAGCGGGAGCGUGCAACUCGGUGAUCAGGCAGCUGAUGAAAAAGGAGUUCACUCUGGAGUUCUCCCGUGACCGCAAGUCCAUGUCGGUGUACUGCAACCCCACUAAGGCUGGCUCUCAGAGCAAGAUGUUUGUCAAGGGGGCUCCGGAGGGCGUGGUUGAGCGAUGCCAGUAUAUGCGUGUGGGCACGACCAAGGUGCCCCUGACCCAGCAGCUGAAGGAGCAGUUGAUGGACACCAUCCGUGACUGGGGCUCGGGCCGUGACACCCUGCGCUGCCUGGCACUGGCCACCCGCGACACGCCGCCCUGCAAGGAGGACAUGGACCUGGAAAACGCCACCAAUUUCGCCCAGUAUGAGUCGGAGCUGACGUUUGUGGGCUGCGUCGGAAUGCUGGACCCUCCCAGGAAGGAGGUCAUCGGUUCAAUAAAGCUGUGCAGCGAGGCCGGCAUCCGCGUCAUCAUGAUCACUGGUGACAACAAGGGCACGGCGGUGGCCAUCUGCCGGCGCAUCGGCAUCUUCGGCGAGGACGAGGACGUGAAUGGCAAGGCUUACACUGGCCGCGAGUUCGAUGACCUGCCGGCCGAGUCUCAACGGGAUGCGGUCAAGCGUGCCCGCUGCUUCGCCCGUGUCGAGCCGGCGCACAAGUCCAAGAUCGUCGGCUUCUUGCAGUCCUUUGACGAGAUCACGGCCAUGACUGGUGAUGGUGUGAAUGACGCCCCGGCUCUGAAGAAGGCCGAGAUCGGCAUCGCCAUGGGCUCCGGCACGGCCGUGGCCAAGUCGGCCUCCGAGAUGGUGCUCUCCGACGACAACUUCUCCACCAUCGUGGCGGCCGUGGAGGAGGGCAGGGCCAUCUACAACAACAUGAAGCAGUUCAUCCGCUACCUCAUCUCCUCCAACGUUGGAGAGGUUGUCUGCAUCUUCCUGACUGCCAUCCUGGGCUUGCCUGAGGCCCUGAUCCCAGUGCAGCUGCUGUGGGUGAACCUGGUGACGGACGGCCUGCCCGCAACCGCCCUGGGCUUCAACCCUCCUGACCUGGACAUCAUGGACAAGCCACCCCGCAACCCCAAGGAGCCCCUCAUCUCUGGAUGGCUCUUCUUCAGAUAUCUGGCCAUCGGAGGUUACGUUGGCCUGGGGACUGUGGGAGCGGCUACCUGGUGGUACCUGUUUGAUGAGGGGGGGCCUCAGGUGUCCUUCUACCAGCUGAGGCACUUCAUGCAGUGCACCGAGGACAACCCCAUGUUCCAGGGCAUUGACUGCGAGGUGUUUGAGUCACGCUACCCCACCACCAUGGCCCUCUCUGUGCUGGUCACCAUAGAGAUGUUCAAUGCACUCAACAGCCUGUCUGAGAACCAGUCCCUGCUCAGAAUGCCCCCAUGGGUCAACUUCUGGCUGCUGGGAGCCAUCAUCCUCUCCCUCUCCCUGCACUUCCUCAUCCUCUACGUGGAGCCUCUGCCGCUCAUUUUCCAGGUGACCCCGCUACACUGGUCCCAGUGGAUCGUGGUGCUGAAGAUCUCCAUUCCCGUCAUCCUGCUGGAUGAAGCCCUGAAGUACCUCGCCCGUCACCAUUUAGAGGCCUAAAUCUCUCCUCUCCACCUGUUCUCCAAAGGUAAUGAGGAGGAUAGGUACAUGAAGAGUCGGCAGCUGAAAUUCUGUCAACCCCCCCCCCCUUUUUCCUCCUCCGUGCACCCUCCUCUCCCCA